Messenger RNA from Pediculus humanus corporis (human body louse), 2127 nucleotides. RefSeq lists its product as uncharacterized. The coding region runs from base 1 to 2127 and encodes 708 amino acids. The record is from RefSeq and is a predicted model, not a curated record. The transcript has 12 exons. NCBI's taxonomy places the organism in Eukaryota, Metazoa, Arthropoda, Insecta, Psocodea, Pediculidae. Gene Ontology annotation, molecular function: acyltransferase activity, transferring groups other than amino-acyl groups.
AUGGCGAAAUUAUCAUCGUCAUUAUGGAUCGUAACGUUAACGUUUUUAAUUAAUUUAUCGCGAUGUGAAAAAAUUCAAAAUGUCUACCCCGCGAUAAAAUCAUUCAACGUGGAAAAUUAUUUCAAAUCCGAAACGUUUAAAGAUUUAUUAAAAUCAGGAAGGUUGAGUGAGUUGUGUGGAAAACAUUUUGAAAUGUGGUUCGAUGAUUUGUCAAAAGGUGACGCUUGGGCUUUACAAAUGAUGGAUUCCAUAACGAAAAUAAUGGAUGGUAUUUUUAUGGGUAGAAUGCACGUACCUGGACAUUUUGACGAAUGCGUUGCCGUAAGACAUCCGAAAGUGGAAAAUUUCAAAGGAAAACAUUGUUUGAUACCUGUCGGAUUGAAACUCAACGACAGUCAAGCCAUCAUAAAAGCGGAAGAAUUACAAAUGAGUUUAACUUAUUUUUAUGGGAUUUGCGUGCCAUCGACUUGCACUCCGAAAGAUGUCAAUGAAAUUCUUAAUAAUUUAAAUUUCAUCGAUUUUUUACAAUUUCACGAAUUAACGGAAAAUGAUUGUUCGACGGAUGAAUAUCGUGGUUUUAGAUAUGAAGAUUGGAUAGCCGUGAUCGUGAUUGGCGUAUUACUUUCUUUAGCCGCCAUAAGUACAAUUUACGAUCUCGUACAUAAAUUUACAUAUAAAAAUGAAAAUUCAAAUUUAUUUCUCGCAAGUUUUUCAAUUUAUAAAAAUGGAAAAUCACUUUUUGGAACUUCGAAAGUUGGAAACGAAUUAAAAUGUAUUUUCGGAAUAAGAUUUUUUUCAAUAAGUUGGGUCAUAUUAGGUCACAGUUUUAUAACUUAUCUUUUUUCAUUUCCAAUCAAUUUUGCCGAUAUGCCAAAGUAUUUCACCGACGAAUCAUUAGUUUUGAUUAAUAAUGCUUACGUGGCAGUAGAUAGUUUUUUCUUUUUAAGCGGUUGUUUGGCUUGUUUAGUUUUUUUCAGAGAUAUUUCCACGAAGGGAAAUUUUGAUGUUCUCGUUGCUUACAUUCACAGAUACAUAAGAGUCACUCCAGCAUUUGCAUUUAUGAUUUUCCUUCAAUCGACCAUCGUGAGCCGUUUGGCAAAUGGUCCAUUUUGGAACAGGAGCAUGGAUAAAGUCGAAAACGAUUGCAGGAGUAGUUGGUGGCCUGCCAUUUUAUACGUACAAAAUUACAUUCAACCGGAAGCUUUGUGUCUCGGACAAAGUUGGUAUCUAUCAGCCGACAUGCAAAUGUUUUGGAUAUCGCCCUUUAUACUUUAUCCACUUCUAAUAUGGCCGUCUUUCGCUCCUUUUUUUUUAAUUUUAAUCAUUUUGGCGUCUUCUAUAACAAAUUUCACGAUUGCUUACGUCAACAAACUUCAACCCAGCUUGAGCUUGGGUUUCACGACCACAGUUUUGACACAAUUUAGAGAUGAUUAUAUCGCACUGCAGACGAGGAUGGCUCCAUAUUUCAUAGGAAUAGCAACGGGUUAUGUUAUUUGUGGUAUACAAGCUAAAAAAAUCCGUAUUAAAAUGUCGAUGUUGGUAGCAUUUUUGGGUUGGAUCAUAGCAUUCGGUUUAUGCGGCGGAAGCCUUUUUGGAGUCAUACGAUUUUAUUUCUACGAUCACACACCAUUGGAAGGUUCGUUGUAUUUGGCAUUUCACAGAGUCGGUUGGGCUUUAGGAUUAUCCUGGAUUGUCAUCGCUUGCGUGAGCGGUUACGGAGGUCCGAUAAAUCACUUUUUAUCCUUAGAAAUUUUCCAACCUCUUGCCAAAUUAGCCUAUUGUAAUUUUUUACUUCACAUGACUUUACAAUAUAUUCGUUUAUUUUCAACGAGAGUUAAUCAAUACGUAAGAAAAUUCGAUGCGGUACAUACGUUCUUUGGAGAUUUUUGUUUAUCAUUUUUAUUAGCCAUACCAUUAGCACUCCUUUUAGAAUAUCCUUUCGUUAAUUUGGAUCGAUUUUUUUUUCGGAAAAUUAAAAUUUUACCUUUUCCCAAUAAUAAUAAUAAUAAUAAUAAAACAAAUUACAAAAAAAAUUCAUUAGAUUUAAAUAAAUGUAACGAGUGCAAAGGAGAAUUCGAUAAAGAUGUUGAAAAAGGUAAAGAUAAUCCUAGUUUUAAAGAAUCCUAA